AUGCCACCAGACUUCAAGCGGCACAGGAGGGCUGAUUCGGGCUCGGGGCCGGCGCCUGUCGCUGCUGCGCGCUUGGAAAAGAGACCACGCACGUCUCAAACCGACCAUCCUUCUCCACGCUACAAGGACUCGGCGAACGAGGUCAAGUACGGCAUUGUCCUGCGCAAAUACUAUCCUCCCGAGAUGACGAAUGACCGGGCGCGCGAAUACAUCGCCGGCAGCAUCGAAAGACCCAUCGAGACGCUGAACAAGGCCGUACAGGAGACGCAGACGGAGCGCGACAAGAUCCCCGUGAACAAGUGCGUGGUGCACUGGUUCAAAUGCGACACGCGGACGUCGGACAACAAGGCACUUCAUCUCGCGAGCGAAAAGGCAAAGACACAUCGGAUCCCGCUGAUCUGCCUCUACCUGGUCUCGCCACAGGACUUUGAAGCCCACCUCACAGCACCCGUCCGGGUGGAUUUCAUCCUCCGCAACCUCCAGGCGCUCAAAGACGACCUGGCCGAACUCGACAUACCCUUGUACGUUGAGACGGUCAACAAGAGGCGGGCAUUGCCGUCCAGACUGAUGCAACUGUGCGACGGUUGGGGUGCCCGGCACGUCUUCUGCAACAUGGAAUACGAAGUGGAUGAACUGAGACGAGACGCGUCCCUGGUGAGAUCGUGCUUGGAUCGCGGCAUCUCGUUCAACGUGGUGCAUGACACCUGUGUGGUCGAGCCGGGAAAGUUGUCCACGGCAGCUGGUGGGCAGAUGUCGGUCUACAGUCCGUGGCACCGCAAGUGGUGCGCGUAUCUGAAUCAGCAUCCACACGAACUGGAAUGCUACGCGCCGCCUACCCAGAACCCAGCCAACACGAGAGCAAAGUAUGGCGAACUGUUCACAUGCCAGAUACCGGAAGCGCCUGCAUCCAAAAGCCUCUCUGAAGAGGAGAAGGGUCGGUAUCGAGCGUUAUGGCCGGCAGGAGAGCGCGAGGCCCAGGAGAGGCUGAGAAGGUUCAUCCAAGACAGAGUCGGAUCUUAUCAUGACACGAGGAACAUCCCUUCGGGCAACGGCACGUCCAUUCUGAGUCCGCACCUGGCAGCUGGAACAAUAGCAGCGCGCACGGUAGUGCGGGAAGCACGAGAUGCUGCGCCGAACAAGAAGUUGACGGACGACAGAAAACAGGGUCAUUCGAUGUGGAUCGGAGAGGUGGCUUGGCGGGAUUUCUACAAGCAUGUUCUCUGCCACUGGCCGUAUAUUUGCAUGAACAAACCUUUCAAGCCCGAGUACAGCAACAUCGAGUGGGAGUACGAUCUUGAGCAAUUCCAGAGAUGGACAGAGGGCAAGACGGGCUUCCCCAUAAUUGAUGCCGGCAUGCGACAGGUGCAACACAUGGCAUACAUGCACAACCGGUGUCGAAUGAUUGUAGCAUCGUUCCUCGCCAAAGACUUACUGAUAGACUGGCGCAUGGGGGAGAAGUGGUUCAUGGAACACCUGCUCGACGGGGACUUUGCGUCGAACAACGGAGGGUGGGGGUUCAGUGCCAGCUGUGGUGUCGAUCCGCAGCCGUACUUUCGCAUUUUCAAUCCCCUUCUUCAGAGUGAGAAAUUCGACCCGCAGGGAGACUACAUUCGCAGAUGGGUGCCCGAACUCGCCGAGAUCAAGGACAACAAGGGCAUCCACGACCCAUACAACCGUGGCUAUGAAAAGGUCGCAAAGGCGAACGGGUAUCCAAGACCAAUGGUCGACCAUAAGACCAGUCGCGAGAGGGCACUGGCCCGGUAUAAGCAAGGAAUAGGGAGGGGGACUGCAUGA
Exophiala spinifera is the source of this 1794-nucleotide messenger RNA. RefSeq lists its product as uncharacterized. Gene Ontology annotation, cellular component: nucleus; cytoplasm. Lineage: Eukaryota; Fungi; Ascomycota; Eurotiomycetes; Chaetothyriales; Herpotrichiellaceae. The transcript has 2 exons. Gene Ontology annotation, biological process: entrainment of circadian clock by photoperiod; circadian regulation of gene expression. Gene Ontology annotation, molecular function: FAD binding; DNA binding. The coding region runs from base 1 to 1794 and encodes 597 amino acids. The record is from RefSeq and is a predicted model, not a curated record.